AUGGAGGACCAGUUGGUGCAGCUUCUUUCCAGUACCCAACUGUCCGACCAAGGUCCCAGGCAACAGGCCGAAAUCGAGCUCAAGCGCGCACGAACGAAUCCCGCCUUUCCGCUGUCCCUCGCUAACAUCGCUGCUCAUACCUCGAUUGAAACAAGCAUUCGCCAGUCUGCCCUUACCAACCUGCGACUCUUUAUCGAGAACAACUGGAGCAAUGACGAGCUUGACGAUGAACCUCAAAUCCCCAUCUCCGAUGAGGUCAGAGGCCAGCUCAAGCAGGUUCUGCUCGACUUGGUUUUGAGCCAGGAAGAGGACCGCAAAGUCAAGAUCUCUGCCAGUUAUGCAGUCGGAAAGAUCGCCGUCCAUGACUUUCCCGACCAGUGGCCCAACAUGCUUCCUUCGGUCCUUUCCGUUGUCCCAUCUGGCACCGAUGCCCAACUCCACGGUGCUUUGAGAUUGCUCAACGACAUAAUCGAAGAGAGUUUGAGUGAGGACCAGUUCUUUUCCAUGGCACAGGAUAUUGCCAAGGCCCUCUCCGAAGUCGCUUUCAACGAGAACCGAAAGCCCAUGCACCGAGCUCUUGCCAUCUCAAUCCUCCGAGGAUGCUUCGAUCUUCUCAAUAUGAUCAGGGAGGACCACGCCAAGGAGGUCCGCGCAUUUGCUGACGGACUCAUUCAACAAUGGAACCCCUUCUUCAUUACUGUGAUGAAGAGCCCUCUCCCCGAAGCCAACCUCGAGAAUGGUAGCCAGCCCGACACCUGGAGCAACAUCAUCGCACUCAAGCUCCAGGUUGUGAAGACGCUCAUUAGAAUUAGACGUGUCUUCCCCAACCUUCUCUUACCUCAGAGCACUGUUUUCUUUAGUGCGGUAUGGGAGGAGCUUUCCACCUUGCAAGCCCCCCACGAACAGCUGUACAUCAAGCAGGAUGCCCAGGGACGACUUGAGGACUCCGACAAUCUGCCAUACACCCUGGACUUCCUCAUUUUGGAGGAAUUGGAUUUCCUGAACCAGUGCUUCAGGGCUCCACCGGUGCAGGCCGAGCUUGAGGGUCAUCUCAACGCCCACCCCUCUGCAUCGCAGGUUCCCUGGAUGAAAGAGAUCAUGAACAUGCUCAUCGGAUACUCCCGUGUCACUAGGGAAGAGGAGGAACUGUGGGAUAUAGACUGCUCCUUGUACCUUGCCGAGGAGACUUCCGUCACCGCAAACUACACUGCACGCACUGCUGCUGGUGAUCUGUUGAUCAAGAUGGGUGAGUGGUUCAACCAAAAGGCCAUAGAAGGCCUGUUUGGGCAGACACAACCACUCUUUGCCAACGGAGGUUCCGAUUGGCGUAACCAGGAGGCGGCACUCUACCUUUUUGUUAUGCUGGUCAGCGACUUCCAAGACAUGGACAAGCCAAUUCCGGAGGAAGUUGCCCAUGCAUACCUUGUACUGGUAGACUACGCCAUCAACCGGGCCGAUGAGCCUCUUCUCCGGGCCAGAGGAUACCUCGUUGCUGGUAUCCUUUGCCGAUCUUACCAGACUCCUGCCGAGCUGUUGGAUCGUAUGAUCACCUCGAUCACGCAAGAGGAAUCAGAGGUUGUUCAAGUUGCCUGCAUCAAGGCCCUGGAGGGUUUGAUCAACGCUGGUCAAGUGCCUACCGAUAGACAGGUUCCCAUCAUCAAUGCUAUCCAAAGCUACAUGAAUGGCAAGGACCCCAGUGAGAUGGAAGAUGCGGAUGAACUUCUCGUUACACUCUCCGAGUCUCUUCGCGCCGCUAUCACACUGGACACUCGAAUUGCCCUCUCCAAUGAAGUGCAGUCCGUUGACCUUCUCUUCAUGCUUGCCAAGCUUGGCGCUAGCAACUUCCAAGUCACAAUGUUGAUUUCCGAGGGUCUUGAGGAUGUAGUUACUGCUCUAUCGGAUACUGAGUCUUAUACUGCCCUCUGCGGAAAGCUUCUGCCUACCUUGACCGGCGCCUUUGAUGUUGCCAACCUCACUGAAGAUAACCCUCUGGUUACAGUCGCCGUCGAGCUGCUGGCUAUCCUUGCCGAGAACGGACCCGAACCACUACCUGCGGGCUUUGUGGCAGCUACUUUCCCCAAGCUGAACCGCCUCCUCAUGGAGUCCAACGAGGGUGAGGUUCUUCGACCAGGAUCAGAGGUCGUCAAGUGGAUGCUUCAGCAUGAUCACCAGCAAGUUCUUGCAUGGCAAGAUGCUAACGGCCGCUCCGGUCUCGAGGUUUGUCUCCACAUCGUCGACAGGCUCCUGGGUCCCUCUAUUGAGGACAACUCAGCCUCCGAGGUUGGUGGUUUGGCCGCAGAGCUUGUUGAGAAGGCUGGCCAAGAGCGUCUUGGUCCUUUCCUACCCCAGCUUCUCCAAGCUGUUGCCAACCGACUUGCCACUGCUCAAGCCGCGGCCUUCAUCCAGUCUCUCAUCCUCGUGUUUGCCCGUCUCACCCUUUCCGGAGCCCACGAAGUGGUUGACUUUUUAAGUCAAAUUCAGAUCAGCGGGGAAAGUGGUCUGCAGGUUGUCUUAGCCAAGUGGCUAGAGAACUCUGUCAACUUUGCUGGAUAUGAUGAAAUCCGCCAAAACGUGAUCGCUCUAUCCAAACUUUACUCCCUCAACGAUCCUCGCCUUGCACAAACACAGGUCAAGGGUGAUUUAAUCGUAAACCAGGACGAUGGGCUAAUUAAGACACGUUCACGUGCGAAGAAGACCAUGGCACCAGACCCCGACCAGUACACCGUCAUUCCUGCUUCACUCAAGAUUAUCAAGGUCCUCAUUGAAGAACUUCUAUCCGCAUCUGGCCAACGGGCUGCUGCCAAUGCUGCCGCUGCUGCUGUGGCAACUGCCAGUUUUGAGGACGAGAACGACGAGGAGGGCUGGGAAGACGACGACGAUACUCUCGACCUGAGCCUGGGAGCCACCAAGCAUGACCUCAUGUCGUUUGUGGAAGGUGGACAGCGACAGCGAGACGACGAGACGCAAGCUUACCUCACCGAGUUCUUCAUCCGUUGCGGCCAGGAAAACACUGCCAACUUCCAAGAGUGGUAUAACAUGCUGACAGAAGAAGAGAAGAUAAAGCUUAACGAGGUGGCCAGCUCGGCAGGACAAUAG
This is a messenger RNA of Fusarium poae, 3096 nucleotides long. RefSeq lists its product as uncharacterized. The coding region runs from base 1 to 3096 and encodes 1031 amino acids. Gene Ontology annotation, biological process: protein import into nucleus. Gene Ontology annotation, cellular component: cytosol; nuclear envelope. Gene Ontology annotation, molecular function: small GTPase binding. The record is from RefSeq and is a predicted model, not a curated record. The transcript has 4 exons. Lineage: Eukaryota; Fungi; Ascomycota; Sordariomycetes; Hypocreales; Nectriaceae.